CUUGCACAAAAAAAUGACAGCUGCUGCCUCCGUAGUGUUUGGUUUCACGUGUUGGUAUUCGCCUAAUACAUUUCGGUUAACUUUAGGAAUUUCAUAAUAUAAAUUAUGCGUGAAAAUACACCGCCAAGAGUACCAGAAAUAGACGAUGAUGAUUAUGAAGAGGUUCAGCUUAUGGAUGAUGCACCACCAGAUGACGAAGAUGAACUGGAAGAAAUACAAUUAGAAGAGCUGGAACAACGUUUGGGUAUUGUUGAUGGUGAAGAAGGAGAAAUGGAGGAAGAACCUGUAGAAGAUAACUCUAUACUUACUUUUACAAGUCACAGUUCAGCAGUAUUCGGCUGUGAUCUACAUCCUGGUCAGAAAUUGGCAGUUACCGGUGGAGAAGAUGACAAAGUGUUUUUAUGGAGUACAGAAAACGGUCAAGUCUUACAGCGCUUAACUCAACAUAAUGAUACUUUAACUGAUGUGCAUUUCAACCAUGACGGCACUUAUCUAGCAACUGGUGACAUGGCUGGUGAAAUUUUCGUUUUCAAGGUGCUACCUACUGCAGGCAAUCAACCAGGUAAUCACAUUCCUCUGCAACAGGUUUGGCAGUACUCAAUGGGCGAUAUGGUUUGGUUACGUUGGCAUCAUGCAGCAAAUGUACUAUUUGCUGGUGGUGAUACUGGUGAAAUAUUUGUGUUUCGUAUACCAAAUGGUGAUGUUAAGAUAUUAACUGGGGAAGGUGAACGUUGUGAAGCUGGUGCUAUCAGUCAUGACGGCAAGAAAUUAUUUGUCUCAUAUAGCAGCGGAAAAAUAAAAUUAUGGGAUAUAAAAACAUGCAAAGCUUUAUGGACCGUUGAUGAAAAUAAUCCGAUUUGCCAUAAAAGCACAGUAACGGGAGUCGCUUGUGAUAAAGAUUAUCCAAUGUAUGUGUCUGGCGGAUUUGAUGGUCAUGUGAUAUUUUGCAGUAAUAAUGGUCCAGUAGGGAGUGCACAAGCUACUGGAGCCGUUGAAUGUGUUGCGUUUUCACCAUCUACAGAUUUAAAAUUAGUAGCUACGGGUACCUUACCGGGACAAAUUGCUGUUUGGGAUUGUUCUAAGUACACAUUACGUACUUUAUGUGAAUCAGCAGACACAGAAGAAGGAAUAACGAAGUUGGAAUGGUUAAAUGAGCAUACACUUGUGGCAUCUACUUUAAAUGGUAAUAUUUACGGCUAUGAUGCUCGCACUGGAUCUAAAAUAUUUAAACUUAGCGGUCAUCUAGCUGAAGUUUACGACUUCAAGUAUAAAGCGUCGGAAAAUAUAAUUUUAAGUGCUUCGGAAGAUAAUACAGCGAAAAUAUAUCUUGUCGAGGAUCAAUCACUCUAAACUCAUAUGUGAUUAGCUUGAAAUUGACUUAACCAAAAUUUUAUUGACUGUAUGCUUAUUUUUUAUUUUUAUUUUUUUGCUAAUUUGAAUUCGCAUAUUAUUUGUUAAUAACGCAAAUUACAGUCUACUUAAAAUACAAUUUAUGUAUCUAAAUUUAAACCAGACACCGGUGGAUACCUUUUAUGUUAAAAAA
This is a messenger RNA of Teleopsis dalmanni, 1543 nucleotides long. RefSeq names its product angio-associated migratory cell protein-like. Gene Ontology annotation, molecular function: protein binding. NCBI's taxonomy places the organism in Eukaryota, Metazoa, Arthropoda, Insecta, Diptera, Diopsidae. The record is from RefSeq and is a predicted model, not a curated record. Bases 106 to 1350 code for a protein of 414 amino acids. The transcript has 3 exons.